Cuscuta epithymum is the source of this 2333-nucleotide messenger RNA. Lineage: Eukaryota; Viridiplantae; Streptophyta; Magnoliopsida; Solanales; Convolvulaceae. The record is from the annotation of a GenBank genome assembly.
ACUGCUGGCUGCUACUCUCCAUCUCGCUCUAUAAUAAUGCUAUAAAAGUAAUCCCCAUUCAUUCAUGUGUACAGUCGCAUUCUCUCAAGGGUUUCCCGUUUUACUGCGCUGUCUCUCGCUUUCAUCUUCCUUCCCUAAUCGUAACGCUUCUGUGCUCUUCAUCUUCUCAUCUCUCAGUCGCCUAGAUUGAAAUUGAUGUCUAAUCUGUACCACCAGAACGUCAAUUUCUCCCCUGCCAGAGCUGUUUCUAACCAUAUUGAUAGUCAGUAUAUGGCAGAGCUCUUAGCGGAGCGGCAGAAGCUUGGCCCCUUCACGCAAGUUCUUCCCAUAUGCAGCCGUCUCUUGAAUCAAGAAAUAUUAAGAGUAUCUGGGAUGACUACCAACCAAGGAUUUACUGACUUUGAGAGAUUGCAACGUGGAAGCCCUAGACCAAUGGCUUCUCUUGACAUGAUGCAUGAUAUUGGAGGAAAAGUUUUAGGUGGUUGGGGCAGUCUUCAACAGGAGAGACUUGGCGGGCCACAAGGGAUGCCGAUUGAUUGGCAAGCAGCAUCUGGAAGUCCAAGCUCUUUAAUAGCAAAGAGGAUCUUACGAUUGGAUAUACCCGUUGAAAGAUAUCCAAAUUACAACUUUGUUGGUAGACUUUUAGGCCCUCGUGGAAAUUCUUUGAAGCGGGUCGAAACUUCUACUGGGUGCCGUGUAUUCAUUAGAGGAAAGGGCUCAAUAAAAGACCCCGACAAGGAAGACAGCCUAAGGGGACGGCCUGGUUAUGAGCACCUAAAUGAGCCAUUGCAUGUUUUGGUUGAGGCAGAGCUACCAAUAAAUAUCAUUGAUUCACAACUGAAACAAGCCAGGGAAAUUAUUGAAGAAUUGCUCAAACCCGUGGACGAGUCUCAAGACAUGUAUAAGAGACAACAACUUAGGGAGCUUGCUUUGCUGAAUAACAGUUUCAGAGAAGAGAGCCCCCAACCAAGGGGUAGUUUAUCUCCUUUUAGUUCCACUGGAAUGAAACGUGCCAAAACCGCUUGGUGAUAAUGACUGAAAGUUCGCCACCAUGGUUGGUGGAUCUAAAAUUGUCGCUGAUCUUAUGAGUAUGAGAACUGCAAACCAGUGGAUGUGUAUCUACCAACCAACCUUGAGGUGCCAGGCUAUGUCAUAUGUUAGGCCUCAUACUAUACACAACAGGUCAUAACUGCUCUUACCGAUUUGUUGACCGUAGUAGUUUGUACUUUGCUGUUUCUAAGAGUAGAGUGAUUAUUUGAUUUGUUUGUUCUUGAGCUCUAUAGUCCAUAAGCUUAACUAUGUUUGGUUUGCCAUUCUUUUUCCGUUUGUGUAAUAAAUUAUCAUUUUGUUGUCAAAAAUAAGUUGGAUGAUAAGUUGGAUGUUGACAUGUCAACUCAUGACCAAGGUUUUUAAUCAUAAAGUUGGUGCCUUAUCUACCUCAGUACCUCUAUUUGUUUUUCCUACAUAAUGCAUCAUCAAGUCUGUAUGUAUUGAGGGAUGUUUGGAAUUGGUGUUGCUUCUGUUUCUUUUUUAAAAAAACAGGAGGAUGCGAAUAAGUUUUUCAGAUGUUGGUCUUUCCAACUUCCGAAAAACUGUUUUUAGGAGCAACUCGGAGCACUUAGAAACAUUUCUACACUUCCACCCGAACACUCCAAUAUUUGAUUCUACCAUUGAAGGAGCAGUAGUAGUUUAUGAAGCAAAUCCGUUGCUCUGUAUUUGGCAUCAUCCACCUACAAAAUUUGCAAUAAACUUCACUGUUAAGUGCAAUUUAAUGACACCAUCGGAAUAAAUGUGGCGCAUUUGACAUUGAGUCAUUGGGAUAAUAACCCUUUUACGGCCUUUCCUGUAUGUUAUAGUUUUGUAUUUCUAUUUUUUCAAUUGUCUAUUUUGUUGAUGUUUUUUAUCUUUAGUUUUCUACCCUUUCUUUUUUAUUUUACUCCUGCAAUUUGGUGGCACGCCAAAGUUUAUGCAACCCAUCCAAAAUUAUGUAUAGAAGGAUGCCAAAGUGAGUGUAUGCACCCUUGGAUGAGGGGUUUGCCACUUGUAAUCAUUGUUGUGCAUGGAAGAGAAUGCAUGGAUCACACUCGGGCCUGGACUCGGGCUGGUCGGACCGAACCGGAACCGGUCCGAACUGGUACGGUUCCGACCCGGCUCGGGAACCGGUCAGCUGGAUGGUUCGGGCCUACCUGGCCCGGUAGGUAGGCGGUCUGGGCUCGGGCCUUGCAAAUGACGAACCGGCCUGACCGGGCCGACCCUGAUCCAGGCCUCCAACGGCUUUUUUUUAAAAUAAUUAAUUAAUGAAGGCUCCCUAGCCGUUGGGAAUAAUCCCAAAC